UUGUGGUACAGCCGGUUAACCUGCCGGCUGCGAUUCCAGCAUCCCACAUUGGAGCACUGGUUCGAGUCCUGGCUCUUCUUCCUAUUCAGCUCCCUGCUAACGCACCUGGGAAACAGGCAGAAGGCGGCUCAGGUACCUGGGCCCCUGCCACCCGCGUGGGAGACUCAGAUGGAGUUCCAGGCUCCUGGUGUUGACAUGGCCCAGUCCUGGCCAUUGAAGCCAUCUGGACAGUAAACAAGCAGAUGGAAAAUUAUGGCAUCUACUAUGGAGACAACCGGUUCGAUGCGGCAAGCGAGUCGGGAACGGCCACGCUGAAGGCUCGGCCCAGAGUGCGGCCCCUGUUAACCUUCCUUCCUCUGAAUGCCCAGGAGAACCAUGGGCUGGCCGUGCCCACCCCCUCUGUCCCAGAAGACUUUGCAGACAAGGCCGUGACAGGCACCGGCACACUCGUCAAUGGCAAUCUGCGACUGUACAGCUCUGUGGGGGACCUCCGGCCUGGACACUAUGGCCAGGACCCGCUCAUCCCCCCACCACCCCCGGGCCCAGCCCCGCGGCCACCCCAGGACAUUUCACCACCUGCUGCGGAGUCCCCGCCACCCCCUCCACCUUCCUUGGCUCCUCCCCCACCUCCCCUGCUGCUGGAACCCCCACCCCCACCCAGCACAGCCCCACCUCCGCCCCCCAUAGCCGGGGCCCUAUCCCCCCCAUCCACCCUUUCCUCCCCUUCGACACCCACCCCUCCUGACUUCAUCCCCCCUGCCCCGCCCUUGGCCUUCUCAGCCCCGCCCCCACCCCCCAUGCCAGCCCCCGCACCCCCUGCACCAGUGUCCCCUCACACAACGGGGACCCGUCUCUUUCCAGCUGGGGGCGUCACCAAGUGGAAAUCGGAGGUGGCACUGAAUGGCAGGCAGCCAGAGGCUCCCAGAACCAGCCCCCCCAGGAGCCCUGCUGAGCUAAAGGGGGGCCCCCUGCCACCUAACCCAGAGCCCCACCUCACCUUCCCCCGUGCAUUCAAGGUGCCCCCUCCAACCCCAGCCAGGACUUCAUCCAUCCCAGUUCAGGAAGCACAAGGGACUCCCCCAGAGGAAGAGGGGACCACCAAGAAGACUCCCAACCGACUCUCACUGCCUCCCACCUUCCACAUCCGCCCCGCAUCCCAGGUCUACCCCGAGAGGGCCCCUGAGCCAGACCACCCUGGAGAGCUCAAGGCAGGGGCACCUGACAGCCCAAGGCUCUGCCAGUCCCAGACCAAUGAACAAGCCCCCGCCCCGCCCCCUCCUGCACCCCCCCUCCCUCCACCUGCUCCCCCCCUCCCCCCCGCGGCCCCACCCUUGCCUUCUGCUGAGAAGGCAGCCCCUCCACCUGCUGGGUUUACAAAAAGCCCUAAAUCCAGCUCUCCUGCUCUCAAGCCCAAGCCCAGACCCAAAUCCCCCAGCCCAGAAGACACGGCCUCUUCAGCUCCCGUGGACUGGUGGGACCCCAGCCAGAUGGAAAAGCUGCGGAGUGAGCUGGCCGCCUAUCUCUGUGGCUCCAGGAGAGAAGACCGCCCGCCGCUGGGUCCCAAGCCGGGCCCAACCGCGUCCUCCCAGGGCAAGGAGGGCAAGAGGGGCCCCAACCUGCCAGAGACCCAGGAAAUCGCCCGCGGUGCUCCUGGGACAAGUUCUCGCAGCGAGGGUGCCAGCCUGGCCCUACCCCCGGUGGACUACAUCCCCCAGGACCCCCCAGCUCCCAGCGUCCAGCAGAUCCGGAACGAGCUGGAGGCCCGGCUUGCCUUGGCAGCAGAGAAGGAAGCCAAGCCCAGCGUAGCCUCUGCACCUCCCAAAGGGGGAAGAAUCUUUGAAAACGGGGCUAAUGGCAAGUUCCCCAAGCCUGUGUCCACCUCCCCUCUGCCAGCCACACCACUCCAGUCCAAGGUCACACCUGGACCAGCCACAGCACCCAAGGCCACACUUGGACCACCCAAAGCCUCAUCUGGAGCAGCCUCACCAACCAAGGCCACGCCUGGACCAGCCACAGCACCCAAGGCCACACCUGGACCACCCAAAGCCUCAUCUGGAGCAGCCUCACCAACCAAGGCCACGCCUGGACCAGCCACACUAACCAAGGCCACGCCUGAACCAGGUACAAUACCCAAGGCUACACCUGGACCAGCUACACCACCCAAGACCACACCUGGACCAGCCACACCACCCAAGGCCACACCUGGACCAGCCACACUAACCAAGGCCACACCUGGAAUAGCCACACCACCCAAGACCAUACCUGGACCAGCCACACCACCCAAGGCCAUACCUGGAGCAGCCACACCAGUCAAGGCCACACCUGGAGCAGCCACACCACCCAAGGCCACGCCUGGACCAGCCACACCACCUAAAUCAUCACCUGGACCGGCCACCCCAGUCAAAGCCACACCUGGACCAGCCAGUGCCACAACUCAGCCCACUAUGUCGUCCCAACUGAUGGUGGAGAAGAACCUCGUUCCAGAAGGCCAGAGGGAGAAGUCAGAAUCUCGAGAGGAUGCUGUGCCCUCCCAGCCAAGGGCACAAGGGUCACCCUCAGGAGCCAGUAGGCUGCCCACCCGGGAAGCCCUCCCAUCUCCCACCCUCCCACCAAAGACCUCCCCUGGCCGGGAAGAAGUGCCUUUUGUCUAUAAGCCCCAUGGUGGCGGGCACGGCCCCAGCAGAGAGGUUGCCGUGGUGAUGCCCACCCUGGCCGGAGGAGAGGCUGCCGGGCUGGGGGACCCUGUCGGGGUGAAGGAGCCCCAGGGCCUGCCCGCUGACCAGCUCCUCAGACACCCGGUGACGGGGGAGGUGGUGGAGCGAGGCUCCCCCAUGGCCCUGCUCCUGGCAGCCCGGCAGAGGGCGCAGAAGGGGAGGCUGGGCGGGGCCACCGUGGGGCGGUCCUCGCUGCCCGGGAGUCUCCACGGCCACAGCAGCCCGCCGGAGGCCAGCUCCGACAGCAUUUUUUACAGCGAGGGCCGCCCCAACUCCUUCACUGUGGUCCCCAAGUCAGCCAAGGAGGUUGAGAGGGACUCUGCGCCCAGCUUAUCGGCCGGGCCCUCGGUUCCCAGCCAGUGGACGCCCCAGCCCCGCAGAGACCCGGAGGGCACAGAGCCCAUCCAUCGGCACAAAUGGACCAAGGCCGAGCCCCAGGCCCCUGUGGCCUGGGAACGGCCAGCUCCCCCCAACCUGCGCCAGGGCCGCCUGCUGCCCAAGUCCUUCUCGUCGCCACCGUCCCCUUCCUUCAAGAGGGAGGAGGAGGAGGAGGAGGAGUUCAACUAUGAGGUCAUCCCACCACCCCCGGAGUUCAGCAACGACCCCGAGCCCCCCGCCGUGCCCCUCCAGCAGCCCGGCCACAGGGGCUCCCCUCCCCGGAAGGACUUCUCAAACUUGGGGCGGCCCCUGGGCGCGGGCCCCGCGGCGGCUCCAGCUCCCAGCUUCUCGCGCUUCCCCAGGGCUGCGCCCUACUCCGAUGCUGCGGGACCCCAGCGCUUCUCGGGUGCCGGCCGCUCGCUCAUCAAGAAGCGCCUGUACGUCGGGGAGCCCCUGCGCCCCUCCGCGCUGCCCCGCAGCGGCCCCGGCCGCAGCCUGAGCACCCCCAACUGCUUUGGACCGCAGCCAGGAGCCCCCUUCGCUGCGUCCACAGGCCCCGAGAUGCGUCGGGUCAACUCGGCCGGCCGCGCGCCACCCGGCGGCCUGCACACACCCAGGCCGGCCCCGGAGGGUGCCCCCCGCGGCAUCGCAGAGGCCAGGCCCAGGGGCGGCAGCGGCGGUGGCAGCAGCGGCGACUACGGCUUUGCUCCAGCCGCAGGCAGGUCUCCCCGCAGCACCCCCCACUAUGGAAGCCCCAUCAACACAUUCACCGUGCGUCCAGGAACUCGACACCCCAUCUCCUAUGCCUACACAGGGGCCCACCGGAAAGCGGCAUCCUGAACCCAGGGUUGUCUCAGCUCUCCCCCGAGGGGUGGGACCUGGGCGCCUGUGCUUGUUGGGGGGAUGGGAUGGAUGCGGCAGGUGUGGGGCACAGAGGGGGCUGUGACCGGGGACCCACGGUGAGUGAGAAGCCGCAGGGAAGCUGCAGAGUGGUGUUUGCCGAACCACUGGUGGCUGUGGGCUGUUACAUGUGGGGGGUGGGAAGGGGCUGCAGGGAGGAGAGGGGGACUUUGAAGGCCCUGGGCUCUGGCUCUCUCCAGCGCUGUCUGUUUUAGCAAGACUUAUUUAAAGCAGUUUGACAAGCACAGCCUUAUGAGCAGAUUCUAAAAGCAAGGGUCCCGGCCCUCGCUGUGAAUCGGAAGCCAGGGGGAUGGCUGUCAAUGCCUGUCAGGCCCUCACGGGGGCCCAGGCCCAGCCCUGUCCAGCAGGCGCUACAGGUGGCUCUGUAGCCUCCACUCGUUGCCACCCCAAGAGGUGACCCCUGGGAUCCCCGGCCACACUGAAGCGGGACCAGGGGUAUGCAUGCCCAACUUGUGGGGAAGGUUCUGGAACAGAAGCCCUUGGCGUUGGCCAGGAGCAGGGGUGGGCAGAUUGAUGGUUUGUUUCUCCCUGGCUAUGAGGGAGGAGACCUGGCAAGUUUGAGAAGGGACAGAGGACUGGGGCUUGCAGACCCUUGCAACACUGACGUGGGGGACGGGGCCCAGGGAGCUGUGUGGUCAGAGGCCUUACAUGGCCGGCUCUUGUGGAAUUUGGAGGAGACUGCAAGUGCCCAGUAUUAUUGAGGCCUUCACACGUGUAGCUGGGAUGCUGGGAGAGUGGGAGGCAACAGAGAUGAGAACAGCUGUCCGAGAGGAGUUUGCUGCAGGAGAGGUUGAGUUUUGGAAAGUCACAAGUGGCAGGGCUAGGCCAGCUCCGAGCAGACGAGGCCCAUCAGGAGGGUGGCCCAGGAUUUGCUUGUUUUCCAGGGAACUAGACCCCAUUCCAUGUUUCAAAAAGGGUCCUGGUUUGAAUGAUACGUGGUUGCUAAGCAUAGCAGGGGGCAGCAUUUCUUGGUCUGGUGGCCUGUGUUUCAGUCGUGCCCCAGCACAGCACAGGCCCUAGAGAUAUGUUGUGUGUCCACUGUUUUAUAAAAGAGUUCACUAAUUUAUCUGCUCUGUUAAGGCUUAAGGGCUGGGGCGUGGGGAGGGCAGAGGAGGGCUGGGUCUCACUUGCUUUGGGAAAUAAACAGGCCGGUUUGGACUGGCCUCCUGUGCUGA
Molecule: messenger RNA, 5188 nt
Organism: Oryctolagus cuniculus (rabbit)
Lineage: Eukaryota; Metazoa; Chordata; Mammalia; Lagomorpha; Leporidae
Gene: C5H6orf132
Product: chromosome 5 C6orf132 homolog
Source: RefSeq, a predicted model, not a curated record